UACGCAAUACCGAGUCGCGUGUUCCUUCAUCAACUACGUCUGAUCAGAAAUUUCUAGAACUGUCAAACGUUGUUAAAUAAACGUCGUACCUAUUUCUUCUCAAUAAAAUUAGCCAAGAAAAAUGCCACGACGAGGACGAUCAGCAUCACCAUCACCAAGGUCCGCACCAGCUCCUAGGACCAAUCUCCCCGCGAGAGCACCACCUGCGGCUGCGGCGCAUCCACCAAGCCAUCCCCCUGCGAUGGCAACGCCCGCACCUCAACAACCGAGUCUCUUCGGACAAAUGGCAGCGACCGCUGGAGGUGUAGCCAUCGGUUCGGCGAUCGGUCACACCGUUGGUCAUGCCAUGACCGGAAUGUUUAGCGGUGGCGGCGGCAACGAACCCGCGCAGGCUCCACAACAAGCAGCUCCAGCAUCCGCUCAGCCUCAACAGAACUUAGACGAGACAGGUCCCUGCGCUUGGGAAAUAAAACAGUUUCUACAGUGCGCUAGUAAUCAGUCCGAUUUAACACUCUGCCAGGGAUUCAACGAAGCCAUGCAACAGUGCAAGAUACGAAACCAUAUGGCUUAGGUGCGAUUACGGUGCCAGCUAGUUUAUCAAAUUAGUCCUUUAGUAAAUUGGAAUGCGAUAACGUGGAAGGUUUCGUUUAUGUAAAGGUAUUGCUCCAUGCUUUUUGUAUAGAGUAGUUCAAAAAAUUUGUGUAGUUAUAAAUAACAAAAAAUAAAAUUUAAAUGAGAACAAU
Messenger RNA from Photinus pyralis (common eastern firefly), 743 nucleotides. RefSeq names its product coiled-coil-helix-coiled-coil-helix domain-containing protein 10, mitochondrial-like. The record is from RefSeq and is a predicted model, not a curated record. Gene Ontology annotation, cellular component: mitochondrion; nucleus. The coding region runs from base 122 to 571 and encodes 149 amino acids. The transcript is spliced from 4 exons. NCBI's taxonomy places the organism in Eukaryota, Metazoa, Arthropoda, Insecta, Coleoptera, Lampyridae. Gene Ontology annotation, biological process: mitochondrion organization.